AUGUCAGAUCACUCUGGUCCAGUCGUUCGAAAAGUGUUCCUUCUCGAAGCGUUUCUCAACCUCCUCUCCCUUCCACUGAUCACCAACACCCGUACAGUCCUCUCCUAUCUCCUCCGAAACCCCGCGCAAAUCAACCCUUCUUCUAUCUUUUUCGCCAGAUUAUUCGGAGGAGUAAUAAUAGGUGGACUCACCACUGCGCUGUUAUAUGGUGCAGCACAUAUACCCAGUCGAAGAGCCGUCUACUGGACCUUGGGAAUGGGAGAAGUACUUCUCAUACCGAUCCUUGCUAUCGAAUCGACCAAUCCCCAAGGUGCAUUGACUAGGAAGAUCGCACUGGCUAGUAUUGGUUUGUUGGCACCUCCGCUGGCUUGGAGGGUGUACCUACUGUAUAUGAGACCCGAGUGGAUUGGGAGAGAGAGGGUAGGAAAGGAUGAGCGACAACCUCUCAUAAGGGAUGAGCAAUAA
Molecule: messenger RNA, 465 nt
Organism: Kwoniella mangroviensis CBS 8507
Lineage: Eukaryota; Fungi; Basidiomycota; Tremellomycetes; Tremellales; Cryptococcaceae
Exons: 2
Coding region: 1-465 (154 amino acids)
Source: RefSeq, a predicted model, not a curated record